Meloidogyne enterolobii is the source of this 1379-nucleotide messenger RNA. Lineage: Eukaryota; Metazoa; Nematoda; Chromadorea; Rhabditida; Meloidogynidae. The record is from the annotation of a GenBank genome assembly.
UAAAAAUUAUGGAAAACGUGCAAGGCAAAAUGAGUAAUGUUCAAGAACAAGUUUCAAAUGCUAUGGAACGUAUGGGGGAAGCAGCACAAAGUGUUGGACAAAAAGUUUCUGAUUUCUUUCAAGGAAAUCCUUUUGACACUCCUGUUGGAAGGAAAAUAGAACUUGCAACAGAUGCAACAAGACUUGCUACAGAAAAUUGGGGUUUAAAUAUGGAAAUUUGUGAUUUUAUAAAUUCAACAAACGAAGGACCUAGAGAUGCUGUUAAAGCUAUUAAAAAGAGACUACAAACACAAAUGGGAAAGAAUAACGCAACUGUAAUGUAUACUUUAACUGUUUUGGAGACUUGUGUUAAAAAUUGUGAUGAACGUUUUACAACUUUGGUUUGCCAUAAAGAAUUUGUUGCUGAUAUGAUUCGAUUAAUUAGCGUUAAAUAUGAUGCACCCCAAAUUGUGCAGGAACGUGUUUUAGCGCUUGUACAGUCAUGGGCUGAUGCUUUUCGUGACAAUCCAACAUUUUCUGGUGUUGUUGAAAUGUAUGAUGAGCUAAAAAGUAAAGGAGUGGAAUUUCCUGCAACAAAUUUGGAUUCUAUGGCGCCAAUUAUAACUCCAAAACAGACAGUAUUUGUUCCAUCUUCCCAAACAGCCCCUCCACAACAACAACAAUUCCCCAAUUACCCAAUUUCUUCCUCUGGUUCCUCACAGCCAACACUUCAAUUAUUAGUACAAGAUCAAAUGGCAAAAUUACGUUCAGAAUUGGAUUUAGUUCAUGUUAAUAUGACUGUACUUCGUGAAUUAAUUGCACAAAUGAAACCUGGAAAUAAUGGAAAAGAACCUCCAGAAGAUUUUUAUUUUAUUAAUGAAUUAUAUUCAACAUGUAAAGAAAUGCAAAAACGAGUACUUGAAUUAAUUCCAGUUGUUGCAAAUGAAGAAGUUACAUAUGAAUUACUUUCAAUAAAUGAUGAAUUUAAUGCAACAUUUGAAAAAUAUGAGCGUUGUAUGGCUAAUUUUAAUGCUAAUGGUAUUGACCUUACAAUGGUUGAAAGUGGAAGUAAAAUAAAUAUUAAUAAUGAAGAAAAAUUAAAAGAAAGUGGAGGAGGAGGAAGUGAUUUGAUUGAUUUUGGUGAAAAUGGUGGAAAAGGGAAAAAUGAAAAAAUUGAUUUUAAUUCUGGAAAGGAUUUUGAAUUUAACAAAAAUAAAGAAGGUAUUGAUGCCGACCAGGUUGAGGGUAUUGGAAUUAGAACAAUUGCUUUUAAUAAACUAGAUGGACAAAUUGGACAGGAAGGAAACAAAAAAGAAGGUAAAAUAAAUUCGGGGGUUUUUUUUAAUAUAUUUUUUAUAAUAGAGGAAAAUGUUAAAAAGCCUGUGGAUGAUGGACUUUAA